AUGGGUAAGAAGAACUCCAAGCUGAAGCAAGACACAAUCGAUAGACUGACGAGUGCCACUUACUUUACCGAAAAGGAGAUAAGACUUUGGCACAAAGGAUUCCUGAAAGACUGCCCGAACGGUCUACUUACGGAACAGGGCUUCAUUAAAAUCUACAAACAGUUUUUCCCGCAAGGCGACCCCAGCAAGUUUGCGUCGCUAGUUUUUCGAGUGUUUGAUGAAAACAACGAUGGGUCCAUCGAGUUCGAGGAAUUCAUACGGGCAUUAUCGGUGACGUCAAGAGGAAACCUCGACGAAAAAUUACAUUGGGCCUUCCGUCUUUACGACGUAGACAACGACGGUUACAUAACGCGAGAAGAAAUGUAUAACAUAGUGGACGCUAUCUACCAGAUGGUCGGGCAAACACCGCAACCUGAGGACGAGAACACUCCUCAGAAGCGAGUUGACAAGAUCUUCGAUCAGAUGGACAAGAACCACGAUGACCGACUAACUCUGGAAGAGUUCCGUGAAGGCAGCAAAGCGGACCCUCGCAUCGUGCAGGCUCUAUCUUUGGGAGGAGAUUAA
This is a messenger RNA of Amyelois transitella, 564 nucleotides long. Its product is annotated as frequenin-2. Gene Ontology annotation, molecular function: calcium ion binding; calcium sensitive guanylate cyclase activator activity. The record is from RefSeq and is a predicted model, not a curated record. The transcript is spliced from 7 exons. The coding region runs from base 1 to 564 and encodes 187 amino acids. Lineage: Eukaryota; Metazoa; Arthropoda; Insecta; Lepidoptera; Pyralidae.